GAUGAGCGACGUAGUGGAGCGAACGUUGUCGGCUCUGCCGGGUCUCCUGUCGCUGGAGCCCGGCUCCAGGGCGUCGGGCGCUUCCAGGCUAGGCGCCUUGAUCCGCGGCGUCACCGAACUGACGUCCAAGCAGGAUGAGGAGAAACUGGUAAAGAAGGAAUUGGCUGCAUUAAAAGAGCAAGUCUCUGCCCCUACCACCUCACUGAAGCAAAUGCGAGAAUGUUUGGUGCGUCUGAUCUACUGUGAAAUGCUGGGGUACGAGGCCUCCUUUGGAUAUAUACAUGCUAUCAAGUUAGCUCAGCAAGGGAGCCUGAUGGAAAAGCGAGUUGGCUACUUGGCCGUUUCUCUCUUUCUAAGCGAGAGCCACGAGCUGCUUUUGCUUCUCGUCAACACGGUUCUAAAGGACCUUCAGAGCACUAACCUUCUCGAGGUUUGCAUGGCAUUGACUGUUGGCAGCCAGCUUUUUCCACCAGAUAUGAUCCCUGCAGUUCUUCCUUUGGUUGAAGAGAAGCUUCAGCACUCUAAGGAAAUAAUAAGAAGAAAAGCCGUACUUGCUUUGUACAAAUUUUAUCUUAUUGCGCCAAAUCAAGUUCAGCAUAUACAUGACAAGUUUAAGAAGGCUCUAUGUGACAAGGACCCUGGAGUCAUGGCUGCCUCUCUUCACAUCUACCUUUUGCUGAUUAAGGAAAAUCCAGAUGGCUAUAAAGAUUUAACUCAGAGCUUUUUAACAAUUCUUAAGCAAGUGAUUGGAGGAAAACUUGCAGUGGAUUUCAACUACCAUAAUGUGCCAGCUCCCUGGCUACAGAUUCAGUUGCUGAGAAUUUUAAGAUUAUUGGGAAAAGAUGAUCCAGUAACUAGUGAAUUAAUGUAUGAAGUUCUCGAUGAAUCUUUGCGAAGAGCUGAUCUCAACCACAAUAUAACCUAUGCAAUUUUGUUUGAGUGCAUUCAAACUGUAUAUACUAUUCAUCCAAAGUCAGAACUGCUGGAGAAAGCAGCUGUGUGCACUGCAAAGUUCAUCUUAUCACCGAGAAACAAUUUAAAAUAUUUAGGAUUAAAAGCAAUCACAUAUGUAAUCCAGCAAGAUUUAAAUCUGGUUCUUCAACACCAAUUGACAAUAAUUGAGUGUUUAGAUCACCCUGACCCAAUUAUAAAGAGAGAGACACUAGAACUGCUGUACCGAAUCACUAAUGCACAAAAUGUAGCUGUUAUUGUGCAGAAACUGCUGGACUAUUUGAGACAAAGCAAAGACGAAUACAUCACCAUCAACUUAGUUGGCAAAAUAGCAGAGCUUGCUGAAAAAUAUGCUCCCAGUAAUGAGUGGUUUAUUCAAACCAUGAAUACAGUAUUUUCAGUGGGUGGAGAUAUGAUACAACCAGACAUCCCGAAUAACUUCUUGCGACUACUGGCUGAAGGAUUUGAUGACGAAGAGGAAGACAAACAGUUGAGGCUUUAUGCAGUGAAUUCCUAUCUUGCCCUUUUGGAAAAGCCCAAUGUACAAUAUCCUCAGAGAUUCCUACAGGUUAUGAGCUGGGCGCUGGGAGAAUAUUCCUACCUCAAAACAGAAACAAAACCAGAAGACGUCAUACAGAAAUUAGACUGUUUACUUGGGAAUUGUGCUGCAAGUUUAGAAACAAAAGCUUGGAUUCUGAGUGCAAUUACCAAGCUCUCUCAUCUAACACUGAAUGUCGAAGCAUUACCUGAAAUCGUGCAAAGUUUUGGGAAUUCAACAGAAUCUUGUUUGAGACAAUCUUGUUUUGAAUUGGGGCAGCUUAUCGAGAACAGAGAGAUAAUGAGUGCAGUUUUACCACUGAAUGCAAGUUGUGAUGAUAUAAUGGUCGAUGCUUCACUCUCUUUUCUUGAUGGGUUUGUUGCCGACGCCUUGGGUCGUGGAGCUGCACCAUAUAAACCACAUCAUCAAAGGCAAGAAGAGAAGUUGUCCCAAGUAAAAGUGUUAAAUUUUGAACCAUAUGGGCUAUCUUUUCUGACAAGCCCACAGACCUCCAGUGUUACAGGAAGGCAGUCUCCAACAGACUUGUCUUUGAAUUCAGAGGUUUCCUGUAACAGCACAGAAUCUGGAUUAAAAGAUUCAGAUAGCCUGAAACUUGAAGGGGUGAAAAAAGUAUGGGGUAAGAAGGGCUACCUUCGAAACAAAGAAUCCAAAGAAGAAGCCUCCAGCAAAACAAGUGCCAUUUCUGGAAGUGAAAUGGUUGCUGAAUGCCCCAGCACAGCAGAAAGCAAUGUUAGUAUUCCUGCAGAAGAACAAGAAAAAAAGCUUUUGGCAUCAUCUCUAUUUGUUGGUUUGGGAUCCAAUAACUUCGUAAAUUUGAUGGGAAAAUCUCAGAGUACCACCCAUAAAUUUUGGAGAAAGUCAAAGAACGUUGAGAAGCAAAAUACCUCUGAAAAGGUUACGUCUGCUCAGAAGGCAACUGUUUCACAUCCUGCUCAAAUUCCAGAUCUAAUGGAUAAUGUCCCAGAAAGUUGUAAUUCCUUUGAAGAAAGUAAAGUGGAAUCACUUGGGAAAGCAGCAAGUUACUCUGGGGUGGAACUAGUCCAAGUACCUGAUCAAACCUGCACCGUGAAUAACAACUUAGCAACUAUCAAAGCUAGGCCUACCACAUCAAGGGAAUCUUUUUCGGGACUAUUUGCAGAUGGAAAUUUUGACAUUAUACAGCCUACGAAUUGUAACUCUGCCUCUGCUGCCCAUGAACAAAUCGACAGUUUGACUCCAAUCUUGCCAGUAGAAUUCUCGGAGUGUUCUCAUUCAGACAUUGAGCGUGUUUGUGCCAAUGAAAAUAUAGCUUUGUUUUUCUGCAAAGUCUGGAAAGAAGACUGUCUGUUAAUAAUCCUAUUUUUUACCAAUCACAGCAAUGUAGAAGUUACUAAUGCAACUGUCAAUUUUGCUUUAACUGAGGAACUGCAGGCUGGUGAGGAUACAAGUUUCCAUUUUACCACAUUGGGAUCACAUUCCUCAGUCAGAUGUGAGCUCUGUCUGCAAAUGGUGAAACCUUGUACCCAGGUAGCCCUUGCAGGGCACAUCAAUUAUCAUCCCAAGCACAGUCAUUGUACAGAAGAGAAGUAUACACUAGCUUUAUUCUUGAAGGAUUUUAUCAGGCCAUUAAAACUGUCUACUGAAGAAUUUGGGAACCUUUGGCUCUCACUCUCCAAUGAUGUGAAACAGAAUCUUAGCUUUUCAGUGAAUUCAUCUGAAGCAUUGACUUCAGCACUUCAUGCUCUGCAGAAAGAGCUCAGUCUGCAUAUUGUGGCUAUUAUAGGAGCAGAAGGGAUUGUAGCUUGCCAACUGCUUCCAUCAACGUCCUGUUUACUUCACUGCCGAUUUCACGCUGGGAUUUUGUCACUGUGGCUGCGUUCAGAUUGCUGUGUCCUUCCAGACUGUUUGCUGUACGAGUGCCAAAAGGUGAUACAAAAAAUCUAACCUCAGCAAAAACUUGAGACAAAAAUAAUCAACUGGCCUGCAUUUCUUUCACUAGUUUGGCAAUGCUGCUCAAGUUCAUUGAAAUCAAGGUGGAUGUGAUAUUUUAUGAGAAACUUAUCCAAGGCCACUGCACAAACAAGAGAGAAUCUGCAAGUUGGUUGUUCCAGAAUAAUGAUGUGACAAGGACAAUGGUUAACCACUGUAACCUCAGGCGUUUUGCAAUGCAGUAGCAGCAAUUUUCUGAACCUGAUCUUUGGAGAGUCUCUGAGAUUUGAUUUCCUAGCAGUUUCCAAUGUUUGAUAUAAUUUCCAAAGUAUUUUUUAGUAUGGAAAUUCUAGAUGACAGCUUGGCUGGUGCCACUUGCAAAUAAGAUGAGAUGUUUUGAAUCAUGGCAAUAUUUUGAUUCCUCAUUGAGUUCUGGACACAUUGGGAUCUGAGAGACAAAAUCAUACUCCUCUACUUUUUAUUGAAUGCCGGGCAUCUUGGAAUAUUGUAGCAUGUAUAGCAUGUUUAUAUUUGAAAGCAACCUUGAAAGUUCUCACUUAGUUCCAUCAAAAUGAACAUCAAUUUAUUCUGCCUGUGUUGUGAAGACAUUUAUGUAUUGGGUACCCACUCAGAAUCUGAAGCACUUUGAUUCUCACACCAUCAGAUCUUGAGCACGCAAGCUGUCAAACAGUGUGGGCCUUUUACAGUUGUGCAUAAUUAGUCAUAUUUUACUUCAAGCUGCAUUGAAAUUGCAAGAUGAAAUUUGUCUUUGGAUUGUGCAGGGAGGGAAGUUUUUUUUGCUCCAGUAUGUUAGAUGUAACACUAAUUUGUUACAAGUAUUUAACUAAUUUCUUGCACUAAGAUUAAAAAAAGGGAGUUUGCUUUUUAUUUCUUGCACUGUUGUCAAGAUUAAAAUAAUAAUCAGGGAAGUAUUUUCAUGCUGUACCAGAGCAGCAAUGCAUGUAAAUUUAUAGUACUUAUCAAGUCUAACCCAAAGCCUUAUGUUUAUACAAUAUAACAAGGUGUUUUUUUUUGUACCAGUGGUACAGUGUCCCUGUUUAAUAAUAUGUGUGCAUACAUAAUAUAUAAAUAUAUCGUGUUUUAUUAUUGUUUUUGUAAACACCUGUAAUUCUGUAAUUUAAUAACUGCCAUGCUCAAUAUAACUACUUUGUAUAUACAUAUAAAAUGAUUAAAGAUUAGC
Molecule: messenger RNA, 4619 nt
Organism: Mobula hypostoma (lesser devil ray)
Lineage: Eukaryota; Metazoa; Chordata; Chondrichthyes; Myliobatiformes; Myliobatidae
Gene: ap4e1
Product: adaptor related protein complex 4 subunit epsilon 1
Exons: 21
Coding region: 2-3433 (1143 amino acids)
Biological process (GO): vesicle-mediated transport; intracellular protein transport
Cellular component (GO): AP-4 adaptor complex; membrane coat
Molecular function (GO): cargo adaptor activity
Source: RefSeq, a predicted model, not a curated record